Molecule: messenger RNA, 403 nt
Organism: Tuber aestivum (summer truffle)
Lineage: Eukaryota; Fungi; Ascomycota; Pezizomycetes; Pezizales; Tuberaceae
Source: the annotation of a GenBank genome assembly
AUGUCGAGCAAUCUGCCAAAGGAUCCUCCCGGAAGUAGAGUUGAUUCCCUUUGGAAGUCUAGCUAGUAAGUGCUACGUCUUUCAUUUUUCUCAACUUUUUCUCGACUGUGUACCUUGUAGCCAGUUUGGUUAAUAUCACUUGCUACAUCUCUAAUUUGAUUGCCUUGCUCUCCUCCAUUUUGUUGGUACCAUAGUUGGAUUCGCAAUUACUAAGUCUGAUCCAGAUGUCGUUCUCGUGUCUCCCUAUCAGGAGGGCUUUUUCUGCACCCCUGACAAGAGUGACGAAUCUAAUUCUCUGGCACAUAAUCUGGCGCAAGAAUUUCAGUCUGUGGGGUUCGUGAUUACGCUACUCUUAAAGUCCCGUGUACCUAUAAUGAAGCUAGGACUGAAGGCUACAGAUUAG